Molecule: messenger RNA, 1509 nt
Organism: Symbiodinium necroappetens
Lineage: Eukaryota; Dinophyceae; Suessiales; Symbiodiniaceae
Source: the annotation of a GenBank genome assembly
AUGAUCUUCUUGCAGGUCACCGGAGAGCAGUGCGCCGGCGUCGGCAAACAGUUCACGAGCAAAGACAUUGAGGUGAAGUGCAGCAAGGAUCCACGAGUCAAAGUUCAUCGAUACUACGGAGGCCACCUGCCUUGUGUCUUCGAGAACGAGGUUGUUUGUCCGCCAGAAGCAGCGGGAAAGACAGUGAUCGCACUCGCCAGCUGGCACGACGCUAUGAAUCUGCCGCACUUCAUGGAGUCGAACGCCUUCUUCUGUGACCAUCCCACCGGGCGUCGGUUGAACCAGACGGCAGCUUUGGAGGCUGCAACCCAGCUGGUGAAGAAUGAUGAAAGUGUGGGCUUUGGAUUCGAGUCGCAAGGUCAUCACGAAGGCCUUACUCGCAAGGCUCGGAGAGCUUUUCGCUCUCUGGCGAAGCACUGUCAUGAAAAGCCGCUGAAGUACAGCAUUGGGGCGGGAAUAAAUUACAUUCAGCUCGUGAAGAACAUCCCAUACGCAGGAGGAGCCAUGGGCACGGGUGACGGUAAAUCCAAUCCCCUGUCCGGGCAUUUUACACCGGAUGGAAGUUAUGUGUCCAACCCAUACCAGCUUUGGCGCCUAGGGGACGAUGCUGAACAUCGCAAGCGAUUGAGCGACCUGCUUCCUGAAAGUGUCUGCGCCGGUGGCAUCUGUGAGGGAAUGAUGCUCGGUUGCCAGAAGACGAAAAUCAGACCCAUCAACAUCCCUAAGAUCAGCUAUAAGUUCUCGCGCACCUUCAACUGGAUCCCACACGUCGGUCCCAGUGCACGACAUGUUAUAGCUUACGGCCUGAUGGUUCUGCCAGCUGCCGUCAAAGAAGCUGGCAGGGAGGCGCAGCAAAUGGAGAAAGCAUUGGAAGCGAAUGGCACCAAUCAGUCGCAACCCUUGCAAACGAUGGCCGAAGACUUUCAGAAGAUCUUUCAGCCUGAGCAGAGCCGUCGACUGCAGCAGAAACCUUUUCAGACUCCCGCAGGGGGUGAGUUCAGAGAAGAGACGCUGGAAGACAUGGAGGACGAUUGGAGCAAGCAUGGUGCUUUUGACGAGAUGGUCGUGCAAAUCACCGAACCCAUGCACUAUCCGAUUACGGAGGAAAUCAUGGAAUACCUGUUGGCAGCGGAUGCUUUUCGCGGCCUCGAGGACGGUCGAGAGGCAACGCACGGUCCAAUCAAAGUCAUCGGCUAUGAGCUGCUGCACUCCCCAGGGGCUGCAGACAAUACCCAAAAACAUUCGAAGGUGAAGGAGAGGAGGCCUUCGCCUUCCCGGCAGAGAGCAGCAGGAACCGUCCAAACUCUCUCAGAGGCAGAUUCGCAACUCUGGGAUGCGACGCGCAGCCAUCACCCAUCUCAAGGUGCGGUGCUGCAGACAGGCCUCGGACUCUGUGCUGUGGCGGCGGCACUUGCUUCGUCGCUGUGUGUGGCCCUCCUCGCAAGGGGCCGACGAGGCUACUCAGCUUUAUCCUCACAGAGUGAAGCGAGUGAAGCGGCUUCCGCUUAG